UUUUGCCGAGAGUUGCCGAGCAGUUUGUGUUCAUGACAUUCGGAUCCGAUUCGGGUGCAACGUGCGAGCAACCGAACAAAACAAACGCUCGUCUGCGGGGACAGUUGAUGCGAGAUCCAACAUCGCCAUUUUUGUAAACGCGUGGAGUGUACCUUUAUUUAAAAUCUGCCAACAACAUGAGUAUUGCUGCUCUUUUACAAGCAGCCGAGUUUCUGGAAAGAAGAGAAAGAGAAGCGGAACAUGGUUAUGCGUCUACAAUGCCCAUACAAACCGAGAUCAUUCGACGGAAACCCAAGUCCAAAAAAUCUCAGGGAAACAGAUCAACUCAUAAUGAGUUGGAAAAAAAUAGGAGAGCACACCUGAGGAACUGCUUAGAAAAACUAAAAGAACUUGUACCCCUAGGCCCUGAAUCAAGUCGACAUACCACCUUAGGUCUUCUGACCAAAGCCAAAGCAUUUAUUAAAUCUCUAGAAGAGAAAGAUCGUAAGAAUAGAGAACAAAAAGAUCUCCUAUUGGAACAGCAAAGGAGGCUAAGGCGCCGGCUAAAUGAGUUGGGUCGUUAUAAUGUAAUUACUAUGCACAAAAAAAGAAAAAUUAGUGAAUGUAGUUCUGGAACUUCCUUGUCCAUGUGUACCAACUCGUCUGCUUCAGAAACCGAUGAAGUGGACAUUAUGGGUUACAACAGUAACCAAAGUGAUACCGAUGACCAUAGCAGUAUCCAGAGCCUGACCAGUGAUGGUGGUGUCGUCAUCAGCACUAAACGACAUCCUUUGGGUGAGCAAACUGCCAUCUAACACUGCCAGGUUUGUCGUCCUCCUCCGCUGAUUAGCACAAUAGACUGUGUCCAGAUAGUUCUAUUAUAUGGAGUGGUCUAUGACCUUUUCUACAUAUUGCGACCCAUAGUUGGGAGGGAAACAGUUGUUGAAAAAGUUUGUUGUAAAUUUAUAUGAAGAGUGAAAGCAGCACAACAAU
This is a messenger RNA of Uloborus diversus, 972 nucleotides long. RefSeq names its product max dimerization protein 1-like. Gene Ontology annotation, molecular function: protein dimerization activity; RNA polymerase II cis-regulatory region sequence-specific DNA binding; DNA-binding transcription factor activity, RNA polymerase II-specific. The coding region runs from base 177 to 794 and encodes 205 amino acids. The transcript has 6 exons. NCBI's taxonomy places the organism in Eukaryota, Metazoa, Arthropoda, Arachnida, Araneae, Uloboridae. The record is from RefSeq and is a predicted model, not a curated record. Gene Ontology annotation, biological process: regulation of transcription by RNA polymerase II.